Impatiens glandulifera is the source of this 2407-nucleotide messenger RNA. RefSeq names its product myosin-binding protein 1-like. The transcript has 4 exons. The coding region runs from base 465 to 2231 and encodes 588 amino acids. NCBI's taxonomy places the organism in Eukaryota, Viridiplantae, Streptophyta, Magnoliopsida, Ericales, Balsaminaceae. Gene Ontology annotation, molecular function: myosin binding. The record is from RefSeq and is a predicted model, not a curated record.
GCAAAUUUGUACAGAUUACAAGAUGAAAAUGGCGGUGGUGGGCCUUCUUGUUGCCUUUCGGUAGUUGUUUCCUCCUUUCCUAGUUGUAGACAACUAAUUUCUCCAUUGGCGUCUUUCUGCAUUCUUCCCUUUUUGUCCAUAUCAAAGACCUAACCCCACUAAUCUGAUCAAGGAUCAAAACGCGCGGUUACAUCCUUUUUCAGAAUAUUCAACGCCUUCAGGUUCUUCUUCUAUGAUCUACCUCUCUAUUGAUUGUCCUGUCACCUAACAGCCUUUGGUGGUUGUGGGUUCGAAUAUUGACUUAUAUUAGUCUCUUCCAACUUAUAUUUUAGCGACUUGAUUUUUUUGAGAUUCUGAAUUUCUUGGAUCAUUUGGUGGCAAGGCAUAUUCGUUGGUAUUGUAUACUGAGAGGGUCUGGCAUUUCUGCUUGACUUGUGGUUUAGUUUGCUAUUCCUGCUGUGGGGAUGGCUAAAAAAGACACCCCAUCUGUUGAAUCACGAGAACGUCGCCAUGAUAUCAUUUCAACUUUGGUUUCAGCGUUUCUCGAAUGGUUGCUGAUGUUUAUGUUGUUACUUGAUGCUUGUUUCUCGUAUAUAAUAACGAGAUUUGCCUAUUACAGCAAGUUGCAAGUUCCAUGCUUGCUAUGCUCGAGAAUUGACCGUUCUUUGGGCAACGCAAAAAAAAAAUUCUAUUGGGAUUUGAUAUGUAGAAAUCAUAAAUUGGAGAUAUCAUCUAUGGUAUUUUGCCGAAUGCACAAUAAACUCGCUGGUGUUCAUGGAAUGUGUGAGGACUGCCUCUUUUCGUUUGCUAUAAAUAACUCCAAUGUUGAAUCAUAUAGAUUGUUGGUUGGUAAAAUGGGGGUUGGGCCCAUCUAUGAGAUUGACGAGGAUCAGCGUUUUGAGGAGUAUGAACAUGGUCUUUCGAUAAGGAAAAGAUGUUCUUGCUGUGAUAGCAGAUAUAGGGAAUACGAUCCUUUAUCCCAUAUGGAGGAAAACGCAAAGGUGAAGAUUACAUCCGAGACUGAAUCAGAAGAUGUGUUUCAUAAAAUUGGUGAUGAUAAUGCUAUUGUCUCUGAAACCAACAGUAUAAAAGAUGGAACUGGUAUUCAUCGCGUGCAAGAGGAGCCUCGAAUUAUUACUUCGCCUCGUGAUUUGACCUCGGAAAAAUUGAUACAUCUCGACUCUGUGUCUGAGUCCGAAGUGCCCCUUGAUGUUGAGGAUUCUUCUCUUAGAAGCCCGCAUAUAGCAUCACAUACAACAGUUGGGCGUGGAUUAGAUGAGUCUACAAGGAACUUGAAACUGUCAGAUGAGGUCGAGUUGUCAUCCGACGUCUUGGCACCCCAUUGUGAGGAAGUAACUACCUCAUCUGCAUUGGAGAAAAAAGUUGAUAGUGAAGAUGGAGUGAUAUGUGCAAUCCAAAGUAGCCCUGGGAAGAGCAGUGAAACAAUUGUGAGCCCUGUUGCAGUUGUCAUAACAGGUGAUGAUAUGGAAGAGAUCUCUAAAUUGAGAGAUAGUCCUGUUGCUAGAACUGAUACAAUUGCAGGAGAAACUAGUCAACCAUUGCCAAAUGAUUUGGAUUUUGGUGGUGCUUAUAAGCUAGCUGUUGGUAGCAAGGGAAGACAAAUGUCUGGAAAAUUUCUACAACAAUUAUCUCAAAAAGAAUCCUCAAGAAUGAGUGGAGAUUUGAAGCUCAUGUUAUCGCAAUUGUCUUCUAAUCGAGGAUUUGAUUUACCUCCAUUCGAAAUGAGUCCCAGGUUUUCUGGACUUGGCGAUGAAUCAAAAUUCGAUUCUUCAAGCUCUAUGCUGCAAAGGAGGAUAUCCCUUGAGAGAAACGAAUCCAAUUUAUCCCUAGAUGGAAGUGUUGUUAGCGACAUUGAAGGAGAAACCGAGAUUGAAAGGUUGAAACGUCAAGUCGAGCAUGAUAAGAAGUUAAUGUACAAUUUAUACAGGGAUCUAGAAGAGGAAAGGAAUGCAUCAGCUGUUGCGACUAAUCAGGCAAUGGCUAUGAUCACAAAAUUGCAGGAGGAUAAGGCAGCGGUUCAAAUGGAGGCAUUGCAAUGUAUUCGAGUUAUGGAAGAACAAGCCGAGUAUGAUGUGGAGGCUCUUAAUAGGACGAAUGAUCUUCUUACGGAUAAGGAAAAAGAGGUUCAAGAUCUCGAAGAAGAGCUUGAGUAUUACAAAAAUAGGUUCGGCGAUGUUUCAGAGUUGGAUAAUGAUGAGCCUUUGUCUUAAUAUUUGUAGAGAUGAUAGUGGAUUGACAACUCAUGUGGAAUUAUUUAAGGUCGAGGUUUGGAAGAAUCCAACAGUUAGAAAUCCUCUGUUGAUUCUCAGGUAUAUUAUCUACUUUUUACUCCAGAUGUUAAAUAAAUGCAUAUCACAAAAACAAAUUAGUUAAUAUUUUCCAUGCU